Messenger RNA from Sycon ciliatum, 4757 nucleotides. Its product is annotated as DNA mismatch repair protein Msh3-like. Gene Ontology annotation, cellular component: nucleus. Bases 331 to 4122 code for a protein of 1263 amino acids. Gene Ontology annotation, molecular function: ATP binding; mismatched DNA binding; ATP-dependent DNA damage sensor activity. The record is from RefSeq and is a predicted model, not a curated record. Gene Ontology annotation, biological process: mismatch repair; mitotic recombination. NCBI's taxonomy places the organism in Eukaryota, Metazoa, Porifera, Calcarea, Leucosolenida, Sycettidae. The transcript has 27 exons.
GUCGUCCAAACGGCCUUGGUACUCCAGAAAGUCACCUGGUGCCUCAUCACAUGGCGGAAAGACCACGACCAGCUCUUCAAAGCAGACCCCGGAGAAAGGCGGACAGCAACAGGCCACGCUAGCGCGCUCUCCAAAUUCUUCAACGUGAAGCCUCCGUCAACACCGGUGGCGGCAACAGCAGCAGCAAAAACAUCAGCUGUUCAAGUAUAUGUAGUGUAUGAUGAUGAUGGUGGUAGUCAUGACAACAGCAGCAAUGGCAGUCAUCCUGUUGCAGCAUCUGCAGAGCUUGCACCCGCCACGCUGACUCGCCUGCAGCGUUUCCAGCAGUGCAUGCCAUUGCAAAGCGGCGCAUCGUCCACCACAUCGGCAUCCUCCUCCAGCUCCAGUUCCAGCCGUGCUUGCCAGCAGGCCGCAUGUGCUAAAGGCUCAAGCCUACGGCUGUCUGGUUCGCUGGAGGCUGGCGCGAGUGACGGCAGAGCUGAUGAUGUAGUGGAGAGCCCUACCCGUGCUGCUGCUGCUGCUGCUGCUGCUGCUCCUGCUGGGACUGUUACCGGUACCUGUACUGGUGGUGAUGAUGGUGGUGAUGAUGAUGAUGACCUGGUGUUGGUGAGCUCAACCACGCCGCGAAGUCGAUCGCAGCCAGUGGCCUCUCCUCCGGCCAAGCGUGUGCGGCGGCCAGCUUCAUCUGCAUCGUCGUCGUCAACGUCGGAUAUCAAAGCUUCCAUUGUCGCAUUUUCGUCCCCCGCCAGUCACGUUUCCACGCCGGUGUCUUCAAGGACGCUAUUGUCUCCGUCCUCGGUAUCAUCACGGCUGACCUCUUCGCCAUCGUCCAGCAGCUGUGCUAAGGGUUCGCCGUACACACCGCUUGAGAAGCAGUACAUGGCAAUACGCGACGCGAACCCCGGCGUACUGCUCAUGGUCGAGUGCGGGUACAAGUUCCGCUUCUUUGGCGAGGAUGCCGAGGUUGCAGCUCGUGUUCUCAACAUCUUCUGCCACCCGAUGCACAACUUCAUGAACGCCAGCAUACCCGUGCAGCGGCUGCCUGUUCACGUGCGUAGGCUGGUAAUGGCAGGUUACAAGGUGGGUGUGGUGCGGCAGGUGGAGAGCGCGGCACACAAGGCACUCAGUGACAAGAAGGGCGCGCCGUUUGAGAGGAGUCUAAGCGAGCUGUACACGCGAGCAACACUUAUCGGUGAAGAGUUUGACUCGCCACUACCCAAUCAAACGUAUAACAAGAACACGACAAAGGCAGUGUCACCGCGAUCAGCAGGAGCAGCAGCAUCGUCGUCGUCGCUAGACCGCUAUGCUGCUUCGCAGAACGGCAGUGCCGACGGUGAACACGAUGUUAUCGGUUCUGGUGAUGAUGUCAUCACUGCUGCUGGCGGCGACGGUGGUCACAUGGCUGGCGAUGGCUUCGGCGUCGGAGCUGCUGAUGGCCAGGCAUCGGCUGCUGAGGCAUGGUCGAGUACGACCGAUAGCUUCAUGUUGUUCAUCGUCGAUGCUGCCAGAGAGGAUCUAAAUGCGGAGGUGUCUACAACAUCCCGUGACCACCAGCAGCAGCAGCAGCAGCGGCGGCAAGAGGCUUCUGCAGAGCACGUGGCAGUUGUAGCCGUACAACCAGCGACAGGUGAUCUUGUCUACUCAGUGUUUGCAGACGAUACGUCGCGCACUCAGCUGCUCACACACCUUGCUCACAUCGUCCCCUGCGAGCUCAUCAUUCCUGCAGACUUCGGUGCAAGGAGUAGAGCUGCCAUCGCAUCUUAUUGCAGCAUCAGGAAGUCUCAGGGCGAUCUUGUUCGUCUGGAGGAGGUGCCGACGGGGUGGAACGAUUACGGCACCUCGCAUGGCUGCCUUGCAGACUUCUAUCAGCUGUCGGUCAUCUCGUCGUCGGUAGAUCAGCUUAGCGAUGGAGAGAGUAGUAGCGAUGAGGACAACGAUGACGGAGUUGUUACUGGUGAGGCCACCACCAGUGGAGUGGGGCUGCACCAGCAUUCGCAGCAUCGGCACGGCCAUCCCUCAGCUCGUCAGCAUGGUGGAGAACAUUGGGAGUUUGUGAAGGAAUUACCAAAGCCGGUCAUUGUCUGCUUGGGAAUAUGUCUGCGACACCUGAAGCAGUUUAGACUGGCUGCUUGCCUCAAAGAUACACGGAACUUUGUUCAGUUCAGUAAUACGAGGCAGCAUAUGACGUUGACAGAGCAGUCUCUACGCAGCUUGGAGAUCUUUGCCAAUGGGGUGGACGGCAGUGAACGUGGUAGUCUGUUUUCGACCAUGGUCAACACAAGCACUGCGUUUGGACGCCGUCUGUUCCGUCAGUGGCUUGCAAAGCCCUUGCUGAGGAGAAGUGCAAUUGUGGCUCGUCACGAGGCCGUGGAAGAGCUCUGUGCCAAUUUCAAGUCCCUGUGUGUCAGGCAGUCCAAAGCGUUGCUCAGCCAUUUACCCGACGUUGAGAAAGGCCUGGGUUCUAUCGUGCAUAAGAAGUGUAGCACGGGUGAUUUCUUCAGCACGCUGCAGGCACUGCUGUUGGCACGACGAGAAGUUCAAGCUGCCCAAUGCGAAGCGUUGACUCUGCUGCAGUGCAGUCUGCUCUCUGAGGCUUUCAACGAGGUACCGGCUCUGCUGAGCGGGGUGCAGCGCUUCUUGGACUGCAUGGAUCCUGGUGCAGCGAGGUCGGGCGACAAGACGGCGCUCUUCACUGAUUUGUCCAAGUUCCCGGAUUUGGCGGCGACGAAGAAGGCUCUAAAAGAUAUUGACGACGAGCUGCUGGCGCAUCGUCGCGAGGUUCGCCUAAAGCUUGGCAUACCCGCUCUGGAGUACAAGACAGUGUCGGGCGAUGACUAUCUAGUGGAGGUUCCUGGCAAGCUCCAACACAAAGUGCCGCAAACUUGGGACAAGAUCAACUCGACGAAGCAAGCGGGGCGCUAUCGCAGCCCGUUCAUCGUGGAGCGGCUCAAGACGCGUGCGCUGCUGCGUGAAACGCUGUCGCAGCAGUCACACACUGCCUGGCAGCUGUUCCUCAGUGAGUUCAGCUCACGGCAGGUAGGCCAGUGUCGACAGGCCGUGCGUCACUUGGCCGUACUCGACUGCCUUCUGUCGUUGGCUAAGCUAGCGUCUCAGCCCGGCUACUGUAGACCGUACUUACUAGAGGACAGUGAAGCAUGUGAGUUGAGUUUUGUCAACGGCUGGCAUCCGGUGGUGUCUGCCUUGUUGAACACGGUGGACUCGGACUCGCAAUUUGUCGCCAACUCUGCGUCCAUGACGGCAUCCGAGAACCGAGUUUCCAUCAUCACGGGUCCUAACAUGGGUGGCAAGAGCUGCUUUGUCCGACAGGUUGCGCUGAUGGUGAUCAUGUGUCAGAUGGGUUCGUUUGUUCCGGCCGAAAGUGCUCGUAUGUCCGUACUGGACGGUGUGUUUGUACGCAUGGGUGCCUGCGAUGAUAUCGGACAUGGGCACAGUACCUUCAUGGUUGAACUACAGGAAACAUCUGAUGUCCUUCGCCAAGCCACACCUAGGUCACUAGUGAUAUUGGAUGAGCUAGGCAGAGGGACAAGUACUCACGAUGGUGUGGCCAUAGCAUACUCCACUCUGCACUUUCUCAUCACCAAGGUGGAGUGCUUGGUGUUGUUUGUAACACACUACCCCGCUGUGGCGCAGCUGUGUGCCCAGCAUCCCGCUGCAGUCAAGGCGUUUCACAUGUCCUUUCUUAGUGGGACGGACACCGCCGGUAACAAUGCUGGAGAUGGUGAUGCCGUGACUGCUCAUCCACCACCUGCUCAUCCACCACCACCUGCUCCUGCUGUUGUGGGUACUGUGACUGCUGCUGCGUCUGCUGCGUCUGUGAGUGGUCUUGAGGAGACUGGCAGCGAUGGCAUGGACAAAAACGAGAGCAUGGAUUGCAGCAUCACUGACGGCGAUCAUACAGUAACAUUUCUCUACCAGUUAGUGGAGGGGCUGGCGGAAAAGAGCUAUGGCCUCAAUGUUGCACGCCUGGCAGGCCUGCCGCAUGACAUUCUUCGCCGUGCUGCCAUCAAAUCUGAGCACCUAGAGCAGUUGGUGACUUGCCAGCGGAGAAGUGUGCCAGAGAUGUUUCGUGCAAUAUGGACUGGGCAGGAUAAGAACACGUAGCUUGGUACGCGCUCGUUUGCGCACGUGCCCAUGCUUGAUAUGUGCUCGUUUGUGCACGUGCCCAGGCUUGAUAUGUGCUCGUUUGUGCACGUGCCCAUGUUUGCUUGAUACAUGCACGUUUUUUGUGCGUGUGUGCAUGCAUGUAUGUGUAUGUGUGCAUCAGCACACCAUCAUUUGCCUAGGUUAGCAACUAGCCACAGCGAUGGCUGAGAUAUUCCUCAUUGAUAAAUUGCCACCCGAAUUCCAUCACCAUACCCCUAGAGUUGUAUUAUUACCACUCCGUUCCAUCAUGAUAAUAAUUAUCUUGACGAGAUAUUAGUGAGGUUCUGCCACACGGUAAAACGUGCCAAAGUACGUAUGGAAGUCUCGCCGCGGUACGGGAUCAAGUUUCAUAUGGAUUUUUUCAUACCGUAUUCCGUGUGAAGCGCGCUUCACACGGACUGGACUCCGUGUGAAAACUGAGCGUCCAGAGUACAUGUGGCGGGGUGUUCGUGCAUGCUAUGAGCAUGCUACGUACAGCAGAACCGGUGCAACGUACGAAAAAUCCGUGUCAAACUUCAUUGCAGUUGACACGGAGUUUGGUACGUAGUUCCGCGUAGCAGAACCUCUCUAUAUUUACACCAUUUACUUCAUGU